AUGUCCCAACUGGGCCAGAACGAGCUGGACGGGUCCGAGAGCUCGCAGCAUCCGUGCCACUGCUCAGCCAUCUCCAGCAUGGACUCCGUCCGGGCCCAGAGAGACAGGAUCGAGAGGAGUCUCGGCAGCACCAGGGCAACCACAUCCCAGGACCUCCCCCGGGGCCUGGAGGCCCUGCAAAACGCAUUCGAGCCCAUGAGGAGACUGGACCCGGGACCCAGCCUCCAGGAGGAUCAGCAACACUCGCUGGACUCGUCUCGAAAUUCAGAAAUCCUGAACCAGCAGCUACAGGAGAAUCCAUCCCCGAACUCGAGAUCCAACGAGCACCAAGGAUCCAUCCUGACCCACCAUGGACGAGGGAUCACCUGCACCCCAAGGAAUCUGGACCUGUCGAGGAACCUGGCCUUCGAGGCGGCUCGCAGGGUGCAGGAAUCCUCCGGCAUCCAGGAAUCCCAGCAUGGGCCGACGCCCAGUCCUGGACCCUUGAUGGACCCUUCCCCAGGGAUGCAGGAACCACGUCAGAGCGAUUUGGAAGGGCAACUCGAGGACCAACGACAAGGCCCCGCCAAAGACAAAGUCAAGGACGUCCAGCAGAUCCUGGGUCCCUAUCAACACCACCAUGAGUCCAGCAGGAACGUGCACGACCAUUUCCUCAGCGAACCCCAUGCCCACGUCCACAAACAUCCCGAGAACUUCAGGACCUCCAGCAUGGACGGUGGAGAGGGAUUGAUGGAGUACCAGCACCGGCAGCACCAUCACCACCAUGGGAGCGCGAAGAUGCCUGGGGGUGUCCAUCAUCACGGGGGAUCCUCCAUGAACCAGAGCCUUCAUUCCCAUGGAGGACACUCGCUGAGCGGUCAUCACCACGUCCAUGGGAAUCCCAUGUGCACGAGUACCACCAGCUCGAUCCCCAUGAACGGACCAGGCUCCCCGGUGCAUCGCCACCAUGGACCCAACGGGGCCAACUCCAACUCCAGCUUGAUCAUGCACGACGCCUCGCCCACCAGUCAUCGCAGGUUGAACCUGACCGGUCAUCACCACUCUGCGAGUAACCCUUCAGGGUUUGAACCUGGUCACCUGCACCCCACGUCGGGGGCUCUUAGCGGAACCUCGUCGUCCUCCAGCUUGAUGAACCAUGGUGGGUCCCCGACCAUGCACCGCCACGUGGGACCGGGAACCAAUCUAUCAACGACCCCAUUGAUCGGUCAUCGACGAGGGAGCUCGUCGGCCAGUUUGACCGGGUUGUCUUCGGGAAAUCACCAUCACGUGAGUUCUGGGAUCUCGUGCGAAUCCUCCUCGUCUACCGCCAACACCAGGACGCAUAGUAGAUUGGACCACGUGCACGAUCUUCAUCAUCGGCAUCACCAUCCCCAGACUGGACACGCGCAUGGAAGUGGACCGGAAACGAGGCAGAGGACUCCAUCCGGCCUGGACCUCCGUCAUCAUCAUGGGCACGUGUAUGAUCAUGGUCAUCCCCAUGGGCAGGCCGGCGAGACCAAGAAUCCCCCUCUCAUGGCCGUCAAUGCUCUUCAGGUAACUCCUGCCAAGGGCAAGUGCCAGUGCCACGCGAUGCAGCAGAGUUCGGGGAGCAAGAGAGGACCCGAUGGAGAAGCCGAAGGCGGAGUGGACGUCGCGUCUAGGACCCAUCAACCUCCGGCAUUACCACCUAGACCACCUCCUAGACCAACGAGACGUUACGAUACCUCAACCUCAAACGAACGACACGCGGGGGAGGGAGGAUGCUGCAGAAAAUACGUGAUCCUGUGCUGCCUUUGCGGAGGAUUAAGUGCAGCCGUUGGCAGUCUCUUCCUGGCAGUGCAUGCUGUCCUCUCGGCGCAUACCGCCAGUUUGGCGCUUUUCGAAACCGUACCAUCUUACAUCCCAGGGACCAUGCUCAUCCUGAUGGGCCUCUUCACCAUGCUCCUGGCGAGGCGGAAGCAUCGCUACGGUCUCCUGAUGAAGGUCUGCGGCUCCGUAGGGGUGGUUUGCGCCCUCGUAUGCGUCCUGGUCACCGUCACGACCACCGUCGUCCACAUGUCCAGGUUGCAGGGUCUUCGAGAAUGCAUCUACACGGCAAGGGCGAGGUCCUGCACCUGUUACGGGACGCCGCAGACCAGGAAGGACCCAGGAGUCCUGUUCGAGGGGACUCCUGACUGCGAGGCAGUGCACGGAGCCCUGUAUGCGUGCCUCAGGGCUCUCUUCGGGGUCUCCGUCGCCGGCAUCCUCGCUUGCAUUUUCUCCUGCAUGCUGGUGUACCAGUUGCUGAGCCACGAGAAGAAAAAGAUGUACUGGGAGCAGUUGGAGCUGAGGUGCAGGUCCCUGUAUGCGCAGGGAGGCACGGUUGGUCCAGCAGCCACCAGCUGUGGAUGCUGCAACGACUGCGGAGGAGCUGGCCCCUGGUGGGCGCAGACUCCUGGCAACCUGUACACGCCCAACCCUGACAUGGCACCCUCAAGGAGGUGGAGGCUACCUUGGUCGCGUUCCAGAGGACCAGCUCCAAGUCCCGACUCGAACUACGGUUUCCACACCCAGUCUCGACAAACCGAAACCAGUGCAGACAACGCGACUGGACCUUACAGCGUCCUAAACACCCAAUCCGGAAGUCCGUACUCGGUUUUGAACUCCCAAAAUGGAGCGUACACCCCAAAUGCGGCGUCUUACAGUGUCCUGGAGACGCCAGUGCCUCUAUGGGGUCCACCUCCACCUUACAGCGACCCUAAUAGUCCUGCAAGAAGGCCACAGGUGCCAGAGCCCAGGCCAAGGGUCGCCAAGAGGAUGGAGAAUUUCGAGACCGGCGAUGUGGACCACAGGCCGAGGCCGACCAAGCGGCCGACCGACAAUUAUGAGAAUGCUGAGGAAAUUUCCAACAGCACGGACCCGGAGGGGGGCAACGAGGGCACCAUGAAGAGCAGAAGAGCCAGGAAGCCCUUGAAGGGGGUCGAAAAUGGCGCCUUCCAGCAGGAGGCGAAUCCUGCCUCGAAACAGUCCGAGAGCGAACUCUAUUUCGGGGACGUGUCGUCCUGCUGCGGACCCGAGAGCAGCUUCUACGACCUGGCUGUGGACAAAGAAGGCGUGGAGCACUCGGAAGGGGUGGAUUACCUGGCGGCGCACCUGGGGAAGCGACAGCUGUCGAAACGGUCCAGAUUGCCGUUGCCGUUAUCCUCGGAUGGUACCGAUCAUCCCUCUGAUAAUUAUGCCAACGGAGACGAGCCCAGGACUUCCAGGGGCCCCUUUUUGGCACCCGAUGCUCAGUACGAAGUCAUUCAACAGGGUCGCUACACUUACUACAGUCCCCAAAAUGGCGAGGACCUCCAAAGUGGACCCGCCACUUCUUCCUACUUCAGGGAAGAGGAUCCCGACAGAGGCAGGGAACGGGAUUACAGGGAUUACAGGAACAACUCCGAAGAGGAGACUCCCCAGUGUUGCAUGAGCGACUCCGCCACGCUGGAUUCUGGAUGGCAAAGUGGAGAACAGCAACAAUCGGACGACAAUGUUCGACCGGUGAACGUGUAG
Molecule: messenger RNA, 3513 nt
Organism: Orussus abietinus
Lineage: Eukaryota; Metazoa; Arthropoda; Insecta; Hymenoptera; Orussidae
Exons: 9
Coding region: 1-3513 (1170 amino acids)
Source: RefSeq, a predicted model, not a curated record